Penicillium macrosclerotiorum is the source of this 2295-nucleotide messenger RNA. Its product is annotated as Zn(II)2Cys6 transcription factor. Gene Ontology annotation, molecular function: DNA-binding transcription factor activity, RNA polymerase II-specific; DNA binding; zinc ion binding. The transcript is spliced from 2 exons. The coding region runs from base 1 to 2295 and encodes 764 amino acids. Lineage: Eukaryota; Fungi; Ascomycota; Eurotiomycetes; Eurotiales; Aspergillaceae. Gene Ontology annotation, biological process: DNA-templated transcription; regulation of DNA-templated transcription. The record is from RefSeq and is a predicted model, not a curated record.
AUGUCCAGUGACCACGUAGACCCACCUAUGUCUCUAAGAUCAGCCCGUACCCCGCAGGCGUGUGACAGAUGUCGCCGGCAAAAGCUCAAGUGUGACGAGUCGAGACCAUGCGUGUUAUGUGUGCGUUCAGGCACCAAAUGUCAAACAUUCCAUAGAGUGCAAGCUCGAAGUCGAAAAAGACAUACAAAGAUAGCUGGGAACAGCUACCUUCAUUCGUCUACUAGACCCAGACCAAUAGCUCCUGCAGCGUCAGGAAGAUCGAAUCUACCACUUAACGCGUCAAAAAAAGACUGCCUUCUCAGCUCAGCAUCCAGCAGCAAUGAUUCUAGAAAGCAGCCAGGGACGGGGGUAAACAGUUCUACCAUCGACUUUGCGAGGCAUGUCUUCAACGAAAAGGAAGCUGGGAGAGCUUUUACCAGGGCAUCUAUCGUGGGAGAUACGGGUGUUCCUGAGUCGGAGGGUGGUCUUUGGCAUCUGACAGAAUUGAUCUUGCCACCAGAACCUGUGAUUUUGGAAUUGAUCGACGCAUACUUUAAUCGUAUGCACUGGUUCAUCCUUCUGUUUCACGAGCACUCAUUCAGAGAGAUGGCCAAGCGGAUCAUAAGCUCCACUUCAUGGAGAAAUCAAGACCUAGGGCCUGCAAUGGCAGUGCUGAUGGUACUCGCAGUUGGGUUGCAGGCGGCUUUAUCAGAUAAGGAAUGGCCUGGGCACAAAGUGCUACACACACAUGGAAUCGAUGAGCAGAGUCUGCUGAAAAGCCUUAUCAAAGAGAUUAUGCUUCAUCUUAUUGAUUUAUCCGCAAACCCCCAGAUUGAAACCGUUCAAGUAUGUCUUUUACUUUCAUCCUACUAUGUAUACCACAGUGCACCGAAUCUUGCCUGGAUGGUCUCCGGUAUGGCUGUGCGCUGUGCGUAUGCCCUAGACCUCCAUCAUAAGGCACAUAUAUGCGACGAUGUUGUUUUGGAUGAGAUUCGAUCACGAUGCUGGAACCACGUCAUUGUCGCGGACGCUUUUACUUCUAUGAUAUAUGGACGCCCAACCGCCAUUGAUAGCGAAUUUGCGGUCGUGCAUCCUCUCCGAAAUUUGGAAGACCUACUCAUUGAUCCUCUUAUUCUGGGAAACCCAUCAUUCUGCGGUGCUAGUGAUAAUUUCACACGAGCCGCGUUUCAUACUGUGAAAUAUGAGAUUUAUAACAUUGUUCGGAGGGCUUUGGUACGCAUUCGGCGAUUUCAGUCACAAAAUGAAGUGACAGAAGGUGACAUCCAUGCAGUCGCUGCAGUAGUAAGAGAUGCAGAAACACUACUUGCAAAGUUGCACCGAAACAUCCCACAGCUUUUCAAUGUUGAUCAUUGGAUAAACGAUGGUCAGCGUGAGCGGCUCGAUUAUCAACUUCAAAUGCUUCCUUCUCCUAUUAGGCAGCAGGCCGAGACAAUAUUUCUCCAGGCAGCUACCCUUCAACUCACCUACGAUGCUGCAACAAUUCAAAUACACAGACCUCUUCUGGAAAUGAAGCAUCGCGAUCUCUAUUCGCAAGAAGUUGUCGACUCUAUACAACGCUCGCUAUACGUCGCCACAACAUCUGCAAUUCGGAUGUCUCGCAUCCCAGUCGACCACUUUCGAAAUCAUUUUGCUGAGAGCUUUGCUGUCAUGCAUCAAUUCACCGCUGGUGUCAUUCUUUGUAUUUUACCCACAAGUCAGCCUCUUACUGUAUCAGCCAUUGAAGCCAAGAAUGGGGUGAUUAGGAUUAUUCGGCUUAGUUCUACUUUGAGUGGCCAUAAUCAAAUCGCCCGUCAAACGAACCAACUCUUGACGGAGCUCCUCAAAGUUACGAGUCAACGCGAAAUUUCCUCUGCCCUGAAUAUAUGCCAAGACCCUCAUGACAUGAAAAAUCAUAGUGAAAGUGUAUUGACAAUCAAUUCGCAGCAUCCACAGUCAUCGGAGAUGGUCAUCGACCGCCGCGAAGGAACAUCCAUCUUCCAUCGAGAACCAGAGAGCGAGAUCACGGCUCUAACACCUGACGAAAUUCAUCAAGAUGCAGUAUCUUAUACCCUGCAGGAAAAUCACCACAGAUUCCAUGUUCCCUCUGAGCCUGUUGCAUUACUUCCAGAUAAUUCUCUGUUUCCAUCCGGUCCAAUAUUUCAGCAGCUAGAUGACGCCUUCGGAGCAUUUGGAGAGUGUAAGAAUACGGUCAUAUAUCUCACUUUCUUUCACUCACUAAUAAUCAUGUUAAUAGUGAUGUUUAAUCUAAUACCUGACGACCAGAGUAGUGCCUGGGGCUGGGGUCGACCAUCAUGA